Caenorhabditis briggsae is the source of this 1515-nucleotide messenger RNA. It is a transcript of the gene Cbr-ugt-59, whose product is annotated as Protein CBR-UGT-59. Bases 1 to 1515 code for a protein of 504 amino acids. The record is from RefSeq and is a predicted model, not a curated record. NCBI's taxonomy places the organism in Eukaryota, Metazoa, Nematoda, Chromadorea, Rhabditida, Rhabditidae. The transcript is spliced from 5 exons. Gene Ontology annotation, molecular function: UDP-glycosyltransferase activity.
AUGAAGCAUACACUAUUUGAAUACUUAAUACUGAUUUUUCUCUUUAUCAACACUAUCUCUGCGUCUCUCAAUAUCCUAUUCUAUGUCCCUACCCUCUCCCACAGUCAUAUUUCAUUCAACUCGAAGCUGGCCGAAGUUCUAGCCUCCCACGGCCACCGGGUUACUGUACUCCUUGCUCAGGUCGACGACACACUCCUCAUCGACAAUGCCACUGAUUAUACGGUACUUCGGAAGAAAGUAGGUGUGCCACGUGGCCAUAUGAGAAGAGUUUUGUGGAGUAAUCCGGGUCCUUAUGAGGAUAGCUCUCCUCUGAAUCCCCACAUUUUUUACAAGCUGUUGAAGGUGUCACGGACGUUUGUGACGGCUUGUGAGAACAUGGCAUUUGACAAUUUGUUUUUGGAGAGUUUGAUGGAGCAGAAGUUCGAUGUGGGGUUGGUGGAACAGUAUGAUGCUUGUGGAUUCGGAAUCUUCAAAUCCAUUGGAAUCGAGUCGACUGUCUGGCUGUCUGCCACUGCUAUCUAUCGACCUCAAGCGGAAGCAAUGGGUGUCUAUCUCCCCUACAGUUAUGUUCCAGAACUCUUUGCUCACUUUUCCGAUAAAAUGAGUUUUGUUCAAAAAGUGAUAAAUGUGUUGAUUGGACAGGCAACCUCGUUUGUGCUUGACAUUUUUGUCCAGGGAUUCCAGUCGAGAAUAUUCGGAUUCGAUGAGAAUUUGGCGUCGAUUUCCAAAGAAUCGUCUGCAGUUCUAAUCAAUUCAGUCCCAUUUUUUGACUACAGUAUGCCAAUGAGCCAUCAAUGUUCGAAUAUUGGAGGGAUUACUGUAGAUAAGAAAGGGGUGAAGAAACUGGAUCCGUACUGGCAAUCUGUCGCUGAUUCCUCUGGGUUCAUCCUGGUCAGUUUUGGUGGCAUCGCUCGCACAGUCGAUAUGACGGUUUCAAUGCAGAAAAUAUUUUUUGACAGCUUCAAAAAAUUCCCUCAUAUAACUUUUAUUGUCAAAUACGAGUCUAUUGCAAAUGUCUCGAUGCCGGAAAAUGUUAUUCUAACUCCAUGGAUCCCUCAACUUCCACUCAUGGCUCACAAGAAUUAUAAAACGAUUAUCACUCAUGGAGGAUGGAGUAGUAUUCUGGAGACUACUAUGCAUUCAACGCCAAUGAUUCUGAUGCCGCUGUUCGCUGAUCACGCCAAGAAUUCGAAAGUUGCAGAGUCGAAAGGGGUCGCGGUUUUAUUGGAUAAAAUGAGAUUGAGCCAGAGGAGAGUGGUUCAUGCCAUCAACACGAUUCUCACCAAUCCGAGGUACACCCAAAACUGCGAAAAGUUCUCUCGAAUGUUCUCUGACACUCCGAUUUCCCAUGAGAAACUGAUUGCAUGGAGAAUCAGACAAGCAGCGAAACCAUCUCGAAAAGCGUUCGCCAAACAUCUUCGACCCAAGGAACCGGACUUUCAUAUGUUGAAAAUUGUCUUGAUUAUUGUUCCAGCAUAUCUAGUGUUUUGUACAAACAAAUUCUUAUACGGGUGA